Molecule: messenger RNA, 2873 nt
Organism: Polychytrium aggregatum
Lineage: Eukaryota; Fungi; Chytridiomycota; Chytridiomycetes; Polychytriales
Product: Hsp70 protein-domain-containing protein
Exons: 10
Coding region: 142-2808 (888 amino acids)
Biological process (GO): negative regulation of hypoxia-induced intrinsic apoptotic signaling pathway; cellular response to hypoxia; endoplasmic reticulum unfolded protein response
Cellular component (GO): endoplasmic reticulum chaperone complex
Molecular function (GO): ATP binding; ATP-dependent protein folding chaperone
Source: RefSeq, a predicted model, not a curated record
CCAUCAAACCCGCCAGUGAACGAGCGCCAUCGCACAGACCGCGGCGUCGGGCUUGCUCAAAAGCUGCCCGCCGAUCGCCGAUCGCUCUCUCACUCUCACGCACGCCGUGCUUCGUCUCGAUCGCCUCCUCCUUCCCGUGCUAUGCUGUUUCUGAAUCGCUGCUUACUGGCCGCGGCCGUCGUCGCGCUGCUGGCCCUGCUCUGUGCGCCUGUCUCGGCGUCGGUCAUCGGCAUUGACUAUGGCGCCGAGUGGUUCAAGGUCUCGAUUGUCAAGACUGGCGUCCCGCUUGAGCUGGUGCUGAACCGAGAAUCCAAGCGCAAGACCAAUGCUCUGAUGACCUUCAACAAGGGCGUUCGCCACUUUGGCUCGGAUGCCGUGGCGCUGAAUGGUCGCUUCCCCAAACAAACCUACCCUGCUCUCAAGCGGCUCCUCGGCCAGAUCUGUGACAGCAACGUUGCCGAGGGUUACAGCCACGAGUUCCCGGUCGUGCUGAAGAAAGAUGCUGUCCGUGGGACCUGCUUGGCUCUGGACGAGCAAGGCAACGAGUACUCGGUCGAGGAGCUGGUCGGAAUGCAACUGGCGCACGCCAAGGAGCAGGCCGUCCUCUAUGGACAGGAAUCCGUCAGCGGCGCUGUGAUUACGGUCCCCCCCUACUUUAACCAGUUUGAGCGCCAGGCGAUUCUCGAUGCCGCCGAGCUGGCCAAGCUGAAUGUUCUCUCGCUGAUCAAUGACGAAACAGCGGUGGCAAUCAACUACGGCAUGCUGCGCCGGUUCGAAAACGGGCCCGAGUACCACAUCUUCUACGACAUGGGUGCUGGAAACACCGUGGCUUCUUUGAUCAAGUUCAGCAACGAGACCAUCAAGGUGUCCAAGUACAAGAACAAGCACAUCAUCCAGGUCGAAGUUGUCGCCACGGCCUUCGAUACCACCCUGGGCGGCCAGUCGAUCGAUGCCAAGAUCCAGAAGGACCUGGCCGAGAAGUUUACGGACCUCAACAAGGGCAAGCUCAAAGGGACUGCCUUUGAUGACCCCCGAGCCAUGGCCAAGUUCCGGAAGGAAGCCAACCGCAUCAAGCAUAUCCUCAGCGCGAAUACCGAGACAUAUGCCUCGAUCGAGGGUGUGAUGGAAGAUCGCGACUUCAAAGUGCUCUAUACUCGCAAGGAGCUCGAGGCUCUCAGUGCCGAUCUGGUCGAUCGCGUGCUUUUGCCCAUCAACGAGGUCUUGGAGAAGGCCAACGCCACGAUGGACAAGAUCAACUCGCUCGUUCUGGUUGGUGGCGGCGUUCGCGUUCCGUUUGUCCAGCAAGUCCUGUACAAGAGCAUCGACGAGAGCAAAAUUGUCAAGAACGUGAACCAGGACGAAGCCGCCGUGCUCGGUGCCGGAUUCUGGGCGGCGACUUUGAGCAAGCAGUUCAAGGUGCUCGAGAUCUCCGUGAAGGACAUCAACACCUUCCCGAUCGAAGUGGUGUAUAGCCCCGAGCCCAAAGGUGACAAGAAGCGCCCGGCCUUCCAUACCACCGUCUUCUCCAACACCACCCUCCUUGGCGCCGAGAAGAUCUUCAACUUCAAACGCCAGAGCAAUUUUGACUUUGAGCUUGCUUACAAGGGCAGCGGUGUCGUGAUUGCCCAGGGAAGCAUCGGCGGUAUCGACGAGUUUGUGGAAAAGCACAAGGACCAGCAGAUCCAGGAGAGCAAAAUCAAGCUCGGCAUGCGUCUGGACAGCAACGGCAUCGUCAGCAUCAAGGAGGCCCGCGGCUACUUUGAUAUCCACAAUGGACCCAAGGGCCUGUUCGACUCGCUGAAAGAUGGAAUCCAGUCAGUGCUUGGAGCGACCAAGGAUGAUGAGAGCGGCGAACUCCCUGGCGAUGACGUCAAGACUGCCGACGGUGCUGCCAACGAAACCGAAGCCGGCACCCUUGACUCUGAGAAGAAGUUUACUACAGAGAAGGCCAAUCUGACUGUGGCGAUCCAGUGGAAGACCCUCGUGCCCUUGUCUGUUGAGGAGAAGACCAAGUCUCGCAGCAGACUGUCGGAGAUGGACGCCGAGGACGCCCGUCGCAAGGCCAGAGAAGAGGCCCGCAACCAGCUCGAGACCUAUAUCUACAGCAGCAAGGAGUUGCUGUGGGACGAUGAUGCCGAGGCCGUCACGACCGAGGAGCAGCGCGAGACUCUCAAGCAGCGCCUGGAAGAAAAGUCGGACUGGCUCGAUGACGAGGCCGAGAAGGCCGAGACCUCUGCCUUUGUCAAACAAAAGCGAGAGAUUGAAGACCUCCGCGGCCCGAUCGACUUCCGCCGCAGCGAGCUGCGGGGCCGCGACGAAGCCGUCAAGGGUCUCCGCGCUGUGAUUGAGAACUCUCUCGCCCUGGCCCAGAACGUCUCGGAGCGCGAGAACAAGCUCCCGGAUCCCAGCGACCGCCUGUUUUCCGUAGAGGAGAUGGAAAAAAUCACUAAGAAUGUCCAGGACGCCGAGCUGUGGCUGAACACCAAGCUCGAGGAGCAGUCCAAGCUCAAGUCCUACGAAACCCCUGUCCUGCAAAUCGCAGAGAUCCAGCGCAAGAGCCGCGACGUCAGCGGCGAGGUCACGCCUCUGCUUCUGCGCCGCCCCAAGCCCAAGAAGACCACCUCUGCCAAGAAGAAGACGGAAGAGAGCCCCAAGACCGAGGAAGCCGAUAAGACAAAGGAGGGCGAAGGCGCCACCAAGACCAAGGCCGAGGAGGAGGAAACCACCAAGCCCACGGCUGGCGACUCGACCAGCGAGAGCUCGAGCCGAGCCACCAACAAGGACCAUCCUGUCAAGAAGGAGCUCUAGUGUAGAUUGGUGCCGAUCGGCGCAGUAGAAAUGGCCCACGAAUACAGCAAUGGCCGUCGCCCGCA